UCCGUCAGCGUCGACUUCGACUUCAGCGUUAACUGACAGCUCGGUUUGAAGCAAUGGUUUUCAGUGCAGCAAGUCACAAUGAUGCGUUGCGUGACGUACGUCAUUGUACUAAAAACGCUGAAGUCGUUCUAAACUUUGAAAAUUUUCAAAGUUGACGUACUGCAACGCAGCGACCAGCAUUGUUGACAGAAGUUCAAAACCACUACUCAGAACCGGAACAAGAAUAAAAUGGCUAGUUUUGAAGAAAAACUAAUCCUAUUGGUUAAGGAAAACCCGUGUUUGUACGCGAAAUCUGCUAAGGACUAUCGCAACGUCCAAAAAAAAGAAUCAAUUUGGAAUGCAAUCGCAGUUGAAUUGAAUAAAACAGUUGAUCAAGUGAAAGCCAGAUGGAGAAGCUUGCGGGAUCGCUUUGGGAGCUUGGCUCGCAAGCAGGCUGACGAGUCUCGAUCAGGAGCAGGAGCCAGUUCCAGCCCGGCGUGGCCUCUAUAUGGAGAACUCUUGUUCCUGGCUACCCAUAUGGAAGCAAGACCGACUUCAUCGAACUAUUCGCAGCCUUGCUCUCAAUCGAGCACUCAGCAAAACUCACAAUCGGAAGCACGACCACCAGCUAUUCUGGAGGAUGAUCUGCCGGACCAUGACGAAACUGCGGCUGAAGAAGAGUACGACACACCAACCCUGUCCAGUACGCCUACAACUUCACGAGCAAAGAAAAGGAAGGCGGAUGUGGUUGAUACGCAGAUGCAGCAUCUCCUGGAAACCGUGCAAGAGCGAGUCGACGGGUGGGGUAUGAAACGUUUGAGGCAUGAACGAUUUGCGCUAUACCUUGCCGAGCAAUUGGAGCAUCUGCCCUUGCAGGUAGCUCGCUCGUUGGAGGUGGAAUUUGUCACGAAGACUAACAGCCUGAUCGACCAGUAUGAAAGUCUUCAGUACGAAUCCAAUGAUGGAGUUGUAUAGUGUACUUGAGUGAUCUUAAACACAUUAAAUAAUAAAAAACGAAUGCAAUUGAUACGACUAUGCUGACAUGCACCAUAUCAAACUUCACGCAACACAAGCUCACUGUAAAAAUUGAGAAGAUUCAAAUAGACCACAUUGACCCUCUAGGUGAUAUUCCAGAAACGUGGUUCUUCCGGGAAAGUGAUUGGUAUUUAAAUAUGACAUGCGACAUAACACACAUCAUGAUGAUGAUGCAUCAUGAUUUACACAUCAUGACUUUGCAAAUCAAAUGGAAAUAUUCUGGAAAUCGAGAUCAUCCCGAA
This is a messenger RNA of Aedes albopictus (Asian tiger mosquito), 1256 nucleotides long. RefSeq lists its product as uncharacterized. Bases 229 to 954 code for a protein of 241 amino acids. The record is from RefSeq and is a predicted model, not a curated record. The transcript has 3 exons. NCBI's taxonomy places the organism in Eukaryota, Metazoa, Arthropoda, Insecta, Diptera, Culicidae.